This is a messenger RNA of Vicia villosa (hairy vetch), 2801 nucleotides long. RefSeq names its product UDP-glycosyltransferase 73C1-like. Gene Ontology annotation, molecular function: UDP-glycosyltransferase activity. The transcript has a single exon. Bases 84 to 1697 code for a protein of 537 amino acids. The record is from RefSeq and is a predicted model, not a curated record. Lineage: Eukaryota; Viridiplantae; Streptophyta; Magnoliopsida; Fabales; Fabaceae.
GUAAGCGCUUACAUACCACUGUUCCUCGUAUAUUAAUAUAUUAUAGCUUACAUAACAAUCCUUAAACCUUCCAAGAAUCAACCAUGGCAUCCCAAGAUCAAAAGCUUCACUUUGUGUUAUUUCCAAUGAUGGCACAAGGUCACAUGAUUCCUAUGAUGGAUAUUGCUAAAAUAUUAGCACAACAUCCCAAUGUUAUCGUUACUAUACUAACAACUCCACAAAAUGCAUCUCGUUUCUCAUCAAUCUUUCAACGUUUUCUUCAAUCUGGCCUACAGAUUCGUUUAAUCCAACUCCGGUUUCCUUCAAAAGAGUCUGGAUUACCAGAAGGUUGUGAGAAUCUUGACAUGCUAACUUCACUUGGCGAAGCAUCAGAGUUCUUCAAUUCAGCAAAAUUUCUACAACAAGAAGCUGAAAAAAUAUUUGAAGAGUUAACACCGCCACCAAGUUGUAUAAUCUCUGAUAUGUGUUUACCAUAUACCAUCCACAUAGCUAGAAACUACGAUAUUCCAAGAAUUUCUUUUGUUGGAGCAGGUUGCUUUUAUCUCUUGUCUAUGCAUCAUUUACAUGUAAGUAAUAUGAUUCCAACCAUGGCUAAUAAUCCAUAUGAGUACUUUGAUUUGCCUGGUUUUUCUGAAAAAUUUCAGAUAAACAUAUCACAAACAGGACUAGGCUUAAAGGGUGAAGCUUGGGAGCAGUUUUGUAAUGAUAUGUAUAAAGCUGAAGCGGGUUCUUAUGGUGUAAUUGUGAACACUUUUGAAGAGUUAGAGUCAGCAUUUUUAAAGGAUUAUAAAAAGGUAAAAAAUGAUAAAGUUUGGUGUAUUGGUCCUGUUUCACUUAGUAACACUGAUAAUCUGGAUAAGGUUCAAAGAGGUCAUAAUGAUAAGAAUGUUUCAGUUGAUGAAUGGAUUCAUCUCAAGUGGCUUGAUUCUCAGAAGCAAGAGAGUGUUAUUUAUGCAUGUCUUGGAAGUUUAUGCAAUUUAACAUUACCUCAAUUGAUAGAGCUUGGUUUAGCAUUAGAAGCAACAAAAAGGCCUUUUAUUUGGGUUAUAAGAGAAGGAAAUCAUUUAGAAGCAGUGGAAAAAUGGAUUGAAAAAAGUGGAUUUGAGGGUAGAAUCUAUGGUAGAGGCCUGAUAAUUAAGGGUUGGGCUCCUCAGUUGUUGAUAUUGCCACAUCCUUCAGUUGGAGGAUUCCUAACACACUGUGGAUGGAAUUCUACAAUAGAGGCAGUAUGUGCUGGUGUACCAAUGAUUACAUGGCCACUCUUUGCAGAUCAAUUUUUUAAUGAAAUUUUAAUUGUGCAAAUAUUAAAAGUUGGUGUGAAAAUUGGAGUGGAGAGUCCAAUGAAAUGGGGUGAGGAAGAGGAAACGAGUGUGUUGGUAAAGAAGGAAGAUAUUGAAAGAGGAAUAGAAAGGUUAAUGGAUGAGACAAGUGAAAGUGAAGAAAGAAGAAAAAGGAUUAGAGAACUUGGUGAGAUGGCUAAAAAGGCAGUAGAAAAAGGAGGAUCUUCUCACUCUAAUGUUACUUUGUUCAUCCAAGAUAUCAUGAAAAAAGGUAAAGAAUUUGGGGAGAAAAUUCAUGGUGCUGAUAUAAAUUCAUAUGGUGUAAUAGCUAACACUUUUGAGGAGUUGGAGAAAGAAUAUGUCAGAGAGAGUUGUCGAAAAGAUAUCAAGCAACAACAAUCAAGCACUAAAAUUUAAGAAUGAAGAGACAUGUUAUUUACUUGUUCUUUUGUUGUCUUUAUUUUUCUUCUUUUUCUACUAUUGCAAGCAUGAAAAUAAGUUAUAAAUUAAUACAUCAAAUUAAUAUUGUUUGAGAUAUAGUCUGAAGUACAAGAAUUUUUAGGAUAAAAACUGUUUUGUAGAGGAAUUAGAAUUGUUAAGUGAUUUGAUAAAGUAGAGCUUGAUGCAGUAGAUUCGAGCUUUUGGUCCGCCAGAGAGGGACUGUUCUGCGAGGUUAUCACUUCAACUCUCAAGUUAGUGAGAGAAUGAGAUAUAGUGUGAGUGAGAAUAAAUUUGAAUAUUUGAAAAUGGCGUUUUUCCCUCUUAAAUAGUGAGAACGGUUCUCAACAGACAGCAUGGAGUAAGGUGUGAAUUGUGGUCAAUUGUUGUCGCGGCGCAAAAAAUACUCGAGUGCAUCGCACGUUUGAAAUACAAACAGAGUUGCCACCGAACCUUAUUUAUUCCAAAAGGAAAUAGAAAAUAUCAAUAAAACCCGCGAGAGAAAGGAUAAGAUGGUCAUCACAACCAAAUUACGAUUCAGGAGUCGGUUAUGCAAGGGGAAGAUAUUAGCUUCCCUCACAUUUGUUGUACUCAACGGGAUCCAUUUAGUUAGUUUCGCGAUCGAAUGUAGGCUUAUGCCUACGUUCUUCUGCUUAUUAUGCGAGAGAUAAAAAGAGAGAGAAAAUAUUUUUGGUUUUUUAUUAUUGGACUUGACAAAACUUUGAAUCUCGCUCCUACGUAUCUCUAGGUGCGAUGGAGAACUCAAGGCUACAUAGCUCUUAGUAGAAAAAAAUUUGGUUUGUUGGUUGAUUUUAUUGAUGAAAAGGGGUCUAAUCGCACUUGGGUGAAAAAUAUUUUUUGUUUGAAAAGGGAUUUGUAUUUGGGCAAGAUUUGUGCUUGGACAAUGAAAGGUUCCACACGUAGGCGAAAAAUGAGUUUGAAUUGUUUUUAAAUUUAUGAAAAGAUGUCAUGAAAUUUAGUUGAUUAUUUUUAAAAGAUUUGGUGUUGACCGAGGUUUUAAUUGUUUUUUAAUUUUAUUGAUGAAAAUGACUUGAAUUUAAUUAUGUAAUUUGAUGAAUAGGC